This is a messenger RNA of Eruca vesicaria subsp. sativa (arugula), 2712 nucleotides long. Lineage: Eukaryota; Viridiplantae; Streptophyta; Magnoliopsida; Brassicales; Brassicaceae. The record is from the annotation of a GenBank genome assembly.
AUGCCCACUCUGCUUCAAACAGCUCCAAUGCCUGAGUCUGAACCAUCACGGUCUUCUUUGGUUUUCGCUUACUACGUUACUGGUCAUGGCUUUGGCCACGCCACUCGUGUUGUUGAGGUGGUUCGGCAUCUGAUCUCGUCUGGACAUCGAGUUUAUGUUGUCUCUGCUGCUCCAGAGUUUGUUUUCACCACGGAGAUUCACUCUCCAAAUCUUUUUAUCCGACAUGUAUUAUUGGACAGUGGAUCUGUACAAUCCGAUGCUUUAACCGUGGAUCGUCGUGCUUCCUUGGAGAAGUAUUGCGAGAUUGCCGUUGAACCCCGUGACGCUAUCUUAGCCACAGAGGUUGAGUGGCUUAAGUCAAUCAAAGCCAACCUUGUGGUCUCAGAUGUUGUCCCCAUCGCUUGCCGUGCUGCAGCAAAUGCCGGAGUUCGCUCUGUUUGCGUCGCCAACUUCAGUUGGGACUUCAUAUAUGCAGAAUAUGUUAUGGCAGCAGGACAUCAUCAUCAGUCCAUUGUUUGGCAGAUAGCUGAGGAUUAUUCGCACUGCGAGUUUCUGAUUCGCCUACCUGGACACUGUCCUAUGCCUGCUUUCCAUGAUGUUAUUGAUAUUCCCCUUGUUGUGAGGCCAUUGCAUAAAUCUAGAGAAGAGGUUAGGAGAGAACUUGGAGUUCCAGACAAUGUGAAACUACUAAUCUUUAACUUCGGUGGGCAACCAACUGGUUGGAAACUGAAGGAAGAAUAUCUACCAGCUGGUUGGCUAUGUCUGUAUUACCAAGGAGGAGUUGAAAUGAUCAGAAGAGAUCUUCUUGCUGGAUGUUGGGCGCCUUAUCUUGAGCGUGCUGUUACAUUGAAACCGUGUUACGACGGAGGCAUUGAUGGUGGCGAGGUAGCGGCUAAAAUACUGCAGGACACAGCUAUGGGAAAGAAACGUUCUAAGCUCAAUCUUAGUGGGGCGAGGAGACUCCGGGAUGCAAUAAUAUUAGGCUUCCAGCUACAGAGAGCUCCAGGGAGAGAUCUUUCAGUGCCAGAAUGGUAUCAAGUCGCUGGAGACGAAGCUGUGACUCCUCCAGUUGAUCAGACUCAGAAAUCCUCUAAGUUUGUAGAAGGCUUUGAAAUUCUUCAUGGAGAUCACCAUGGCCUCAUAGACACAAUCAGUUUCUUGGAUAGUUUGGCCACGUUAGCUAAAAUAGAAGGGCAUCAUCAAGAAAGGGAGCAUUUAGCAGCAGCAGCACUUUUCAACUGGGAGGAGGAUAUUGUUGUUGCGAGAGCACCUGGUAGACUUGAUGUAAUGGGAGGCAUUGCUGAUUACUCUGGAAGUCUUGUCUUGCUGAUGCCGACGAGAGAGGCUUGCCAUGCAGCUGUCCAGAGGAAUCACCCUAGCAAACAGAAACUAUGGAAGCACGCUGAAGCAAGACAUCAUUCAAGAGACACUCCUAUUCUUGAAAUUGUUUCAUUUGGAUCAGAGUUGAGCAACAGAGGACCAACUUUUGAUAUGGACUUGUCUGAUUUUAUGGAAGAAGAUGGCAAACCAAUUACCUAUGAGAAAGCUUACCAUUACUUUUCCAAGGAUCCAUCUCAGAAGUGGGCAGCCUAUGUUGCAGGUACUAUUCUGGUACUAAUGAGAGAGAUGAACGUUCGUUUUGAAGAUAGCAUUAGCAUACUGGUUUCUUCAACGGUUCCUGAAGGCAAAGGAGUAUCUUCCUCUGCAUCAGUUGAAGUUGCUACAAUGUCUGCUAUCGCUGCUGCUCAUGGUCUUGAGAUAUCUCCGCGAGACGUGGCUUUGCUUUGCCAAAAGGUGGAGAAUUAUGUUGUUGGAGCACCUUGUGGAGUGAUGGAUCAAAUGGCUUCUGCUUGUGGAGAAGCUAACAAGCUUCUUGCUAUGAUCUGUCAGCCUGCUGAGAUACUAGGACUUGUUGAAAUACCUUCUCACAUUCGCUUCUGGGGAAUCGAUUCCGGAAUACGCCACAGUGUCGGUGGUUCAGACUAUGGUUCUGUGAGGAUAGGAGCUUUUAUUGGUAAAACAAUGAUAAGAUCUUUUGCAUCUUCUCUAUCUGUCUCUGAAACCAACUCAGGAGAGGCUGAAGAGGAGAGCUCAGAGUUGAUUGAAUACGAUGCUUCUUUGGAUUACUUAUGCAACCUUUCACCUCAUAGAUUUCAAGCUCUAUAUGCAAGUAAGCUCCCACAGUCUAUCACAGGAGAAGAAUUUAUGGAAAAGUAUGGUGACCAUGGUGAUUCUGUCACAACCAUUGAUAGGAAAGGUACUUACCACAUAAUGGCGCCGACUAAACAUCCAAUCUAUGAAAACUUCCGUGUCCAGGCUUUCAAAGCAUUGUUGACAGCAACUCCUUCAGAAGAACAGGUCAUUGGUCUAGGGGAGCUUAUGUACCAGUGCCAUGAUAGCUACAGCGCGUGUGGGCUUGGCUCUGAUGGUACAGACAGAUUAGUGAGAUUAGUACAGAAAAUGGAGAAGUUGAAGCAUUCUAAAACCGAGAACGGAACUCUCUAUGGUGCCAAGAUCACAGGAGGUGGUAGCGGUGGAACGGUUUGCGUUAUUGGAAGGAGCAGUCUGAGAAGCAGUGAACAGAUUCUUGAGAUACAGAGAAAGUACAAGGAAGCAACAGGGUUUAUGCCGUAUGUGUUUGAAGGAUCAUCUCCUGGAGCUGGCAAGUUUGGAUAUCUGAAGAUACGCAAGAACUCUGCUCCUUCUACUUAA